AGGCAAGCUCAUGACCAUCAACCACCAUGGACAGACAUCAACAACAGCAGCCAUCUACCCACUCAAACUCAUUCUCCAGCCUCAACCACCUCAAUAACAGCAACAACAACAACCCUUCAUCGGCCUCUCAACUCGCACUCGAUUCACCUGAACCACCGAUCACACCAUCAAAGGAUCACCUCAAGGAACAACUAGCCGCACUCAGGAUAAAACUAGAACGUGCUGAAGCCAUCCAACGCGGUGCCGAGAACUUAUUACAUCAGGUCGGGGCAGGGCAAGGACUCAAACGGAAGGAUAACGAUCUAUCCUCUCAACUUAAUAACUCGAUCGGAGGCUGCUCGACGACGACUACCGCUAGCACCCUCCAUGCUUCCGUCGAGGCUGAGUUGGACCUGGCAAACCGGAACGUCAAGGCGCUGGUCAAAGAAAUCGAAGCACUCGAAGCACUCUCAGCCACUUCCCCCAGGAAAGGAAGAAGAAGGCUCAAAACAAACGAUAGUGCUCAAUCUAAUCCGCCAAGCCAAUUCUAUGCAGACGAUAAUCUCCGGAUUCAAUCUGAAAUAGAAGAGCUAAUCAAACAGUUUGUCGACGAGGAUUCAUUCUCAGAACCUCAACUCAGAAAGCUUUCUGAUCUGGUCAAAAGUCAGCGUGGUUACUCCAAACUAAAUCGGCGGAAAUUGAUAGACAUUGGUCUGUUAGGAUUGUCCGAUUCGAACCCAACUGAGGUUAGGGCAGAAUCGUAUCGACUGCUACGCCAUGUAGUACACACGCUAGUCGACAUGAACGUCUUAAGAUUAUCGCGGAUUGAAUUUAUAAUCGUCAAAACUUUGACUCGAGAUCACAAGUAUGAUUAUGAGAAACUACAGGCACUCAUCCUUGUCCGAUCAGUGGCUUGUUACCCUCGUUUCUUGACCUUGAGCGUUGCUCGUGCUAUCGUUUCUAUUGCCGAAACUGCCGAAGAAAAAUUGAGACAAUUGGCGAUCGAAACUUUGGGAGAAUUAAUGGUUAGGGAUUUCGCAUUACUGUCCCAAGCAGAUGGAAUAAAAGUGAUCAUGCAAAGUUUAACCGACACAUCCGGAGGUCUCAAAGAAUUAGCCCCAUAUAUGGCCAGUCUAGUGAUGGCCAUGGUUGAUCGUCCCGUUUGCCGACAGUAUCUUAAACCAGGCGUAGAUUUUGAAUCGGCACUUGCUGCAAUCACCGAAGUCAAUGAACCCAGUUCCUCACAGGCCCAAGAUGAACGAGUUCGAACCAGUGUCAAACUCAUCGUACUUCUAUUGAAAUCAUGGACGGGAUUGAUGUUUCUGUGUUUGAACAAAAAAAGAUCGCUGCGGAUGUAUGUCCAAUCAAUGAAAGUACCAUCGGAUAGCAUCCGGCUGAUCUUGAUUGAUGCGCUAUUCGAAAUAUUCCAAAUCAAAACACCGCAAUGGUUUAGCACUUUCAUGUCUGGCAAAAGGUUGACUUAUUACCAAAAGCCCGGACAACAGCCCGUUCAAUCAUCACAAUCGCCAAUCAACAAAGACCUACCUGAAAAAACAUCAGAACGUGCUACUUUGGCUGAUCAUUAUCUUGCAAUCCUUCUACUUGUAUUCUUUGACGUGAAAUUGCUAGAAACUUUGAUCGAAAUCACUGAAUCCAGGGGGACUCGAGAUGAACCUGUCCCGGGCUCAACGACCACCAAGCAAGCCAAUCUGAACAUUGCUUCGGCAUCUAAAUCUAGCGUCGUACGGAAGAAAGCUUCUCUACUGAUCGCCGAAAUUCUAGACCUUUCCAACCGCAUCUUGCCGUUGCAUUACGGCACACGGAUCCAAUCCUUACCUCGGCUCUUCGAGCUGGCUGCAUCAUUCCAGCAAGGGGAUCAUCGGUCGACCGGGACGGCGGCGCUGAGAGAGGUGGAUAGUUUGCAUCGGACGAAGAAUCGGUUGGCUUCACCAUUCCUGGCCAAACAAAGCAAUCCGGGGACGAGUUCAAGUCAUUGGGAUGAUGUCUCGCUAUUCCGCUCGUUUGGAAUUGGCUCGAUGGGCCUGAAUACGGUCGGUGGAGUCAGUGGAAGUGCCACGGCGACUUCGGUCAACGGACUCCUCAGCGGGGUGUCGAAUAGCGAAGGUGCGAGUAAGGUGGGCGGGUCUGGGGUGAUGGGAUCGAGUGCUUCAGUGAACGGAUUGGCUAGUGGGUUAAGUUUGAUCACCGGCGGUUCAUCGACUACGACGGGCAGCGGGGGUGGUACAAGUGGCUUGGGCAGUGUUAGCAGCGUGACGGGCAGCGCCAAUGCAGGCUCUGAUCCACCUCAAAAUGCCAAACUUCUCCCCCACUCCGACCCUCGCUUUCGACUGCAUUUCAUGAAUAUAGAUGAUGUCAGUUUUCGUAACUUGGUCAUCGAAACCCAGGUCCUGGUCACCAAAGAUCACACUCGUUGGAAUAUUGUCAAGUUGCUCGAGUUGAUCGAAGGCACGCUUUACAUGAACUCUAAAAGAUUGGAAGAGCUUACUAGAAGCACUAAAGUUAUGAAACGUCUCUUGGGCUUUCUCCAUCCUUUCGAGGGUAGAUAUCCUUACAUAAAACGCACUAAACACACUAGUCGUUACACCAAACUUGCUUGUUCAACUCUUCAAACUUUACUCAGUGAUCCCGUUGGAGUGAAGUUUUUGUCAGAGGAUAAGUUAGUUGAACAGAUUGGUUUAGGCUUACGACAGUUGGACCAACAUGCUGGUGCUCAGUCACAUGAAGUCUUAUUUUCUCAAAGUCGAGUGGAAGAUACUUUAACUCAUGGGUAUUUUGAAAUGCUCGGUGUUUUGAGCAAAUACCCGGAAGGCAUCAGAUUGAUGGAAAAAUUCAAGAUCUUUACCUCUUUCUACGCGCUGUGCGAAAUGAGGACGAGGGAUGAUUUGGUAAAACAAGUCAUUGAAAAUGUUGAUUAUUCCAUAAAUGGACACUGUCGAUUAGUACUUUCGAAGGCUUUGACUUCCUCAUACAAGCAUGUUCGAUUAUUUGCGACCCAUCACUUAGAAAAAUUAAUCUCCCGGGCCGAGUUUUCUGUCUCUGCAUCACCUUACCAACAUGUCAACAUCGCCCCAGCCAAUAGUCCAACGGCAAUUAAAGAUGCCAAGAGCUGUUUUGUGCGUGAAUACUCGAGAGCUGUGCUGCUCGAUCGAAGUCCUCGAACUGUGUCAAAUGAGACCUUCGUCGAAAUCUUAAUGAUGUUCCUUUCUACUUCUGUCGGCGCACGCUAUCUCAAAGAAAUUGAAUGGACUGAGCGGGAAAUGGAUGAUUGGUUUCGGGAACGUAACCGAGAUUAUGUGAUUCAGUUGGAAGUCUAUUUAUCCAAACUGUUGAAUGCUGAUGGCACUCGAGAUGAAGAAGAUGAUGAGCUCAUUGCCAGCGUCGAUGGCUCACCGCCCCCGCAUUUCUACGGAGAAUUGGUCAAGACUGCCGAAGGGCGAGAAAUGCUAACUUCCAAAGGGCAUUUCGAUGAAUUUGUGAAAACGAUCCGGAAGCAUGGACGAGAGGAGAAUGACCUUGAAGUCAUCAAUGAGGUGAAGACCGCCCUGUGGGCCAUCGGCAAUAUUGGUGCAUCUGUCGGUGGGCUUACCUUUUUGGAGACCGAGUGCGUGGUGGAAGACAUGGUUUCGAUUGCUGAAAGUAGCAACGUUUUUUCAGUCAGAGGAACAUGCUACUUUGUUUUAGGCCUUAUUUCAUCAACAACAGAAGGAUCCGAACUCUUGGAAGAUGCUGGUUGGGCAACCGUCCUCACCCCAUUGGGAAUGAUCACGGGGAUUUGUGUGCCGACUCGUUUGAAUGAAUUCAUCGUCAAUCCUACCUGGAAACCAAAGAAGAAGAAGCUGCCGGACUUGUCAACUCGUUAUGCUCCUUUCAAAUCCCCUAUCCACCGAAAAAUCUUAACUUCUAUCGCCAAUCUAAGUAAUCAUCUUCUUGCUAACAAUUCGUCCAAAACUCUCACUAGAUUAAAAACUAAAUAUCGAGAAGCAUUCCAAGAUUUGGGAUUAUUUCAUCGGGCGCUGAAAAUUUUAGGAAAUUAUCAUUACAGAUUAGUAACACGAAGGUAUAUAAUGGAACUCUUUGGGGAUAUCAAGUUAGACUCGACAUCGGCCCGGAAGAUCCAUGAGGCAGGAGAAUCGAUGAAGAUCUCAAGAGCAGAUAUCAGCCGGACGAUCACCCAGGAUAUCUCGUCAUUACAAAUAAACAAGGAAGAGCCGACAAAACCGCACGAAAAACACCAUGAUCUCGAGGAUCGAGAUGAGGAAGAGGAGGACGAAGACGAGGAAAUAGAGACAUACGAGAGUGUCAGGAUGGAAGACUUGCCGGUGAGGAGUGGUAGUUGUUUGCUAGAGGCCUAUAAUAAAACGGAUUAUUGUAGCGAUGAUGAUGAGGAUGGGGAUGGAGAGGAUGAGGAAGGAGAAGCAAACACGACUGCGAAUGGGACGUCUCUUGUCCACCCCAAUCAGAUUCAAAACUCGUCCACCUCUCGUCCCGCCACCCUCGUUCCACCACGGGCGUCCGUCGGCAAUCUGAAACCGAAUGACCGUCUACCUAUCGUUACUAUCAGAGGAUUUAGGGUUUCUUGA
Messenger RNA from Puccinia graminis f. sp. tritici CRL 75-36-700-3, 4580 nucleotides. RefSeq lists its product as uncharacterized. NCBI's taxonomy places the organism in Eukaryota, Fungi, Basidiomycota, Pucciniomycetes, Pucciniales, Pucciniaceae. The record is from RefSeq and is a predicted model, not a curated record. The coding region runs from base 27 to 4580 and encodes 1517 amino acids. The transcript has 21 exons. Gene Ontology annotation, biological process: TORC2 signaling. Gene Ontology annotation, cellular component: TORC2 complex.